AUGGCUUCAAACAUGCACGUCUUCGAUCCAGCCGGAGAUAUGACCUUCAUUUUGCAAAGUAUGGUGUUAAAGGAACCUAGAAAGAGCAGUUCGUUAUUGUCAUAUAGAAGCUCAACAAGGAAAUUUGCGAAAGUUUAUAUGCGUGUUUCUAGUAAACGAUUAAUGAUGGCCAGCCCAGUUUUCAAAGCCAUGCUCAAGCACUGUUUCAUGGAGGGAAUUACUCUUCGCGCCACGGGGAAAGUGGAGGUCCCACUACCAGACGAUGACCCAGUAGCGUUUGCCCUAUUGAUGGAUAUCAUUCAUGGAACGAGAGGCAGGGCACCGCCUCAGAUGGAUACUCUGUUCUUGACCACUCUUGCAAUUUUAGUCGACAAGUACAGGCUUCAGCUCUGUAUUGCGACAUCGUCGGACGUAUGGGUUGAUUCUUUGCGGCAUGAGAUCCCUCAGACCCUGACACCGGACUUGCUUCACUGGCUUUGUAUAUCUUGGGUGUUUCGUAGACCAAUCGAAUUCAACAUGGUGACGCGAAUUGCUGAGAGGGAGAGUCUUGGGCAGGACUUGGAUACGUAUUCGCAAGCUUUGAAUGCGAACCUUCCAAUACCACAACGAGUAAUAGAGAGUAUUCUGUCGAGGAGAAUAAAAGCGAUUCGGAAUUGUUUUGAUAUUAUCGGACGGUACAUCGAUAUGUUGCAACUUUCAGCCCCACGUUGUACCUCGAGUCGCAACGAAUCGCACAGGUACACUUGCAAUAAUGUACUUCUUGGCUCACUCCUGGAAAGUUCGACAAGCUUAGGGCUGUGGCCACCUGCCGAUUUACCAUAUCGAGAUCUAAACUUCAAGUUUGUCGCUCAUGAGGUGAUGCAGAUCAAAGUUGUCUCUUUCUGUAGUAAAAUGGGCUUUACCAACCAACCUUCUGGAUCUCAUGGAGUCAAGGCGGAAAUUGGAGCGGCUAUUGGCAAGGUGAAGACGAGAUUUUCUGGACUUCAUCUGAAAGAUUUCGAUUAG
This is a messenger RNA of Cadophora gregata, 1005 nucleotides long. RefSeq lists its product as uncharacterized. NCBI's taxonomy places the organism in Eukaryota, Fungi, Ascomycota, Leotiomycetes, Helotiales, Ploettnerulaceae. The coding region runs from base 1 to 1005 and encodes 334 amino acids. The record is from RefSeq and is a predicted model, not a curated record. The transcript has 3 exons.